Molecule: messenger RNA, 2802 nt
Organism: Talaromyces stipitatus ATCC 10500
Lineage: Eukaryota; Fungi; Ascomycota; Eurotiomycetes; Eurotiales; Trichocomaceae
Exons: 3
Coding region: 1-2802 (933 amino acids)
Source: RefSeq, a predicted model, not a curated record
AUGCCGAUCAAACUCCCCAAAGGUUUCGCACGGCGAAAGUCGUCUGGUAACGUCCUCGACGAGGCGGAACAUUCACCUGAAUCCUCGUUUCGAGUAUUCGAGCGUCCGAAUGGUUUAAACAAGGGCAAGACCUUUACCACUGGUGAGGGUCGAUACUACCGCCCAGAAACUGCGGAAUCAGAUAAUAUAUUUGCCGGAAUCGAGAAACCUCUACCUCAUAAUAGGGCUAGUGGUGGUACCAAUAACUCCGCAUCAACAGGUCUCUACGACAGCUCCUCUUCUGCUCGAUAUAGUUCAUCUUCAACCCUGCCUUCGUCCACCGACGUCCCUGUACAUAAUGACCAUUCCCGAGGAGUUCAUGACUUGCCUGUGCCACCGGUGCCAGAGUCUCCCUCUGUGUUCUCCCUGCGUGCCGCCGGCCGGACAUUCUCGUUCGGUGCGCGAUCGCUACGUACAUCUACACCCGUCUCACACUCGCGCCAGCAGACAACGGCUUCUCCAUCGACUACCCGAGAUCGAGCGACGACUGCAAGCUCCGCCAGCACGGCCAUUCCUCCCAAGUUGUUAGACUCUGAUUUGACUAUUGGUCGAGCAGGCGAUGACGACGAUGGGUUUGGUAGCAUGUUUGAGAACUUUGGCAAGCGAAAAAGCGCUAUAUUAUUGGAUUCUUCGAAAUCUGUAUGUCUAUUGCCCACAGAGCGUAGCGAUACCCAUACCCAACCGAAAGAUAAGCCGAACGACCGAGGCGUCCCGUUAGCUCCUAUAAUUACAGAUCGACGGCAGGCUGUCGAGCCAUCACCCUUAUCGUGGGAUAGUCAGACAUCUACUAAUGCAUUGAUGCAUGGAAACGAUGACCGCGACAAGCAUGAGGGCCGGACAGCAACACUGCCUCCGUCACAAUCCAUAACAUCCGUCAAAUCCGUAGCCCCCGAAUCACCCGAUAGCUACGAUUCUGAAGACUCGCCAUCGUUCAUAGCUAACAACGAUGACGCCGAGAUUGUUCGUCAAUCUAUACUCUUGUCUAGUCGGGAUCCCCAUCCAGCUACCUCAAAUAGUCCCCCACAUGCAAAUACGAACGAAGAAACUCCCCUAUUCGAGAAUGAUGAGAUCACAUCUAGUGCACAUUUAGCUUCGCAGUACGAGGAGCGACUUGCCUCGGCACCCAACACUCAGAACAAGGUCAUGACACCCGCUCAGUUCGAACGCUACCGUCAACAGAGAGAAAUGACACGCAGAUUGAGCACCGCGUCCAAGAGUGACGGUUCGGACGCCGGAAACGAUUAUGAAGAUGACGAGGAAGAUGAAGAUGAAGGAGAGAAGACCCGAGAAGCUGCACGGCAACGCCGCAAGCAAGAAGCCCAUCUCUCCGUCUACCGUCAGCAGAUGAUGAAGGUUAUUGGACAACACGCUCCCGCCCAAUCGAGCAGCUCUCAAACACUGCGUCCGAUAUCCGAACAGGGCAGCAUUAGCACGCCAAACUUGCUCUCGCGCUCGUCGAUGCUCGGUUUGCCCACAAUUCCACAGGAAGGCGGUAAGAGCAGCGAUGGCGAAGACGAUGAGGAUGUACCUCUUGCAAUAUUGGCCGCACAUGGAUUUCCCAAUAAGAAUCGGCCGCCUACUCGGUUGACUGCGUCGAGCUCUAACCCGAACCUCCGCGUAUCAUAUGCAGGAUCCCCUGGGCCUUCCGCGAACGAUAACGGUUCAGAAGCUCGUGCUAACUUGCCAGUAUUUGCCCGCAACCUACCGCGAGAUCCAUAUUUUGGCGCAGGCAUUGUCAAUGCUCCACAGAGGGAGAGUUUGGCAAUGAGUGGUGGGGCGCCUCCUUUAGGAAGUUCGCCAUCUCAGGCUUCUCUACAUCCUGGUGGUCUCGUCGGUGUGAUUGCAAACGAGGAACGUGCGCGGGCGAUGCGCAGAGGCAGCCCCAAUGCUCAAGCUGCAGGCAUUCCUCGUCCGUACUCGGUCGCUAAUAUGGCUCAAAUGAAUGCUCCAGGUCCUUGGACCAACCCCGGAGGUUUACUUCAACAGCAGCAACCUCCAGUGAUGACAUCCGGAGAACAAGCGCAGAUUCAGAUUUCUCAACAAAUGACGGAGAUUAUGCAGGUGCAGGUACAAAUGAUGCAGCAGAUGAUGCAAAUGCAGGGUCUUUCUCCUGGACAGCAACCACCCCAACUCAAUCCUAAUAUCCUGUCUGGCAUUGGUCAGCCUAUCAAUACAGCCCAACGUCCGAUGUCAAUGGCAUCGUCAUUCCACCUACCCGCUAACCCACCCCAAGCCGAUCAGCGCACAAUGAGCAUGUUGGAUCCCAACAUGUCUCGAUGGAACCUCAACCGGCCGGCUUCAAUCCAUCCAGAUGCAAUGGGACGACCCAUGACACCGCAAGGUGGUUAUGGAUACGCUCCAUCCAUAGCUCCUUCUGAGCGUAGCAAUAUUGGAUUGGCUGCUCGGUACCGUCCAGUUUCCAUGGCCGGACAAGAGCAGCAAAUGCCUCGGUCAUCAACGUUCACAUCGUCAACUCUGAAGCCAUGGAACAAUGAGAAUCCGCGACCAACAUCGGUUUCUCCCAGCCACAUGCAGCCUGGAGAGCGCAAAUCAACUUCGCUAGCAACUGUGACGAUUCGACCGGUGGCUAACACCAACCGACAGUCUAUUUCUGGGAAACAGAAUGUCAAGCCUGCAGUUCCGGAUGAGGACGAAGAUGAAGCUUGGGCAGAUAUGAUGAAGAAGCGAGAGAAGAAGAAGAGCAGCUGGAAGUUGAAAAAAGAGAACUCGACUUUGGGCGAUCUUUUGCACAUGGUCCAUUAA